Messenger RNA from Cryptomeria japonica (Japanese cedar), 1934 nucleotides. Its product is annotated as la protein 1. The transcript has 10 exons. Gene Ontology annotation, cellular component: nucleus. The record is from RefSeq and is a predicted model, not a curated record. Lineage: Eukaryota; Viridiplantae; Streptophyta; Pinopsida; Cupressales; Cupressaceae. The coding region runs from base 230 to 1579 and encodes 449 amino acids. Gene Ontology annotation, biological process: RNA processing. Gene Ontology annotation, molecular function: mRNA binding.
UUUAUUUCCCCAACCUAAAGUGGCACAAAGGGCCCGAAUUCAAUCCGGUUCGCAUGCAAAGCAUAAACCUAAAACCCACGCUGUUUUGCCUUGAAGAAUCUCUCCCGGAGAUAUAGCCAUUCUGUUUGCAAUUGUGUGGAAGCUAUUUGUUUUGUUGUUAAAACCCUCUACUUCACAAGCUUCAGAUCAUCAUUCAGUUUAUAGAUAAGAGAAACUCUCAGUCAUAACAAUGGCAGCUGUUUUGGAUGAGCAGACUGCAAACAAGGUCAUUCGCCAGGUGGAGUUUUAUUUCAGUGACAGCAAUCUUCCGCGGGAUAAGUUCUUGAAAAAAUGUAUUGAAGAGAGCGAAGAUGAGAGGGUCAACCUCGCUUUGAUUUGUUCUUUCAAGCGAAUGAAGGAGCAUUUGGGUUUGAAAGAAGAUGUAGGGCCUGACAACGUUCCCGAGGAAAGUGUUGCUGCCGUGGCAGAAGUGCUGCGGAAAUCUGCUUCUACUCUCCAACUCUCUGAAGACGGCAAGCGGGUCGGGCGGAUCAAUAAAUUGUUAAAACCUGAGGAAAUUCUAGAACAGGUGGACACAAGGACUAUUGCCGCGACUCCUUUUCCUUAUGAUGUAAAACUUGAAGACGUUGAACAGUUUUUUGGCCAGCAUGGAAAGGUUAAUAGUGUACGAUUGCCUCGUCAUGUUGCAGCGAACAAAGUAUUUUGUGGCUGUGCUCUUAUAGAAUUCUCAUCUGAGGAAGAAGCUAAUGCCAUCUAUAAACUGAAGCUGGACUAUGGUGGUGCAGAAUUGGAGUUUAAGUCAAAGAAGGAGUUUGAUGCUGAAAGGAAGGCUUUAUUAGAAGAAAUCAACAAUGGUGAGCCUGGGUCCAUGGGGAACAACUGGCAUAAAAAUACUUGUGCUGAAGGUGCUUCGAUGGAUAACAGUUAUCCAAAAGGUAUGGUCAUAGCAUUUACUUUGAGGAAAUUAUCCCAGCAAAACUCUGGGGAACAGAAUGAUUCUGCUAGUCCUGAGGAGGCUAGAGAGGAUGAUAAAUCUGCAGAGGCAACAAAUGAAGUUAAUCCUGGGGAUGAAACGGAUGGAAAGAAGUCUGGAGAUGAAGAUAAUAAGGAGAAUGUAGAGAAAAUUACUCGUGAAGAUUUGAAAAAGAUAAUGAAUAAAUAUGGAAAUGUGAAGUAUGUUGAUUAUUCUAUGGGAGAAGAUUCUGGAUAUAUCCGUUUCGAACAGCCUGAAGCAGCUCAGAAAGCACGAGCAGCAGCUGUACUUUCUGAAGAAGGUGGCUUGAUUGUAAAGAAUUUUGUCGCUGCAUUAGAACCAGUUGAUGGGGAUGCUGAAAGGGACUAUUGGGCAAAACUUCGUGGCUUACAAGGAAGGCGGCGAGAAAAUAGUGUCUAUAAUAGGGGAAGAGGUGGACGUGGCAGAGGAGGAAGACAAUCAUUUAAUAAUCGUAACUCAUAUAACAAGGAUAACAAACACAAGCGAAGUGGAGAGAAUACUGAAUCUGGAAAAGAUGAACGACCAAAUAAAAUCCAGAAGGUGGAAGACAAGGCCGAAGCUUCCAAAGAAGUUGAGUGUAAUUGAACAUGCAAGAGAACUAAGCAGAUUAUGCUAUUUGAGCACUUUGUUCGUUUCUGUAUUUCAAGUGAACCAAUUUUGAUUCUCCUGUAUUUCUUUCUUUCUUCUUCUCCCAUAAGAAGGGAUGACAUUAAUAAUUUUUUUGGAGUAAGGGAGAAAUAUAUGGUAGCUUUAUUGUCAAGGAUUCAUAGUGUGAAUGCCCCUGGGAUGUUAUGAAAAACCUCUGCCACAAAAUUAAGUUAUAUUCCACAGCGGUCUUAAUUUGCCAGUGUAAAAUGGCAUGUAAAUCUUAAGCAUAGCUUAUAGUUUUGUAUAGUUUAGAUACACAUUUGGAGGCUAUAAAUCUAGUUUCUUUAUAUUA